UGGAAAAUACAGUAAAUAAAAGUUUUGAGUUCUGCUCCAUGACUUCUGUCAGGUGCUGUGUCGUUUUGAUACAUUUUAAAUAAAUUCUAGCUGUGCAAAAUGGGUCGCAAGGUUACAUUGGCGACUUGCUCAUUGAAUCAGUGGGCUCUGGAUUUUGACGGCAACUUGGCAAGAAUACUUAAGAGUAUUGAGGUUGCCAAACAGAAAGGAGCCAAGUACAGACUGGGGCCAGAGCUAGAAAUCUGUGGCUACGGUUGUGCAGACCACUUCUAUGAGUCCGAUACUUUACUCCAUUGCUUCCAAGUUCUGAAGUCUCUCUUGGAAUCUCCAUUGACCCAGGACAUCAUCUGUGAUGUGGGCAUGCCUGUAAUGCACCACAAUGUUCGAUAUAAUUGCAGAGUCAUUUUCUUGAACAAAAAGAUACUGUUAAUUCGUCCUAAAAUGCUUUUGGCAAAUUAUGGCAACAACAGGGAAUUCCGAUGGUUUUCACCUUGGAGUCGACCUCGAUAUGUCGAGGAGUACUUUUUACCUCGAAUGAUCCAAGAUGUAACAGAACAGACCACAGUGCCGUUUGGAGACGGGGUUUUGUCCACCAUAGACACCUGCAUCGGCAGUGAGAUUUGUGCCGAGCUGUGGAACCCCAGGAGUCCACAUGUUGAUAUGGGUUUAGAUGGUAUUGAGAUCUUUACCAAUUCAUCUGCAAGCUACCAUGAGCUCCGCAAGGCUGAUCACAGGGUGAACUUGGUCAAAUCUGCCACCACUAAGAGUGGAGGGAUCUACAUGUUUGCCAAUCAGAAGGGCUGUGAUGGAGACCGGUUAUACUAUGACGGCUGUGCUAUGAUCGCCAUCAAUGGAGAUAUUGUGGCCAGAGGAGCGCAGUUCUCUCUUGAGGAUGUAGAGGUUGUCACAGCAACUCUUGAUCUGGAAGAUGUGCGCAGUUAUCGAGGAGAGAGAUGUCAUCCUCACAUGGAAUAUGAACACAAACCUUAUCAGAGGAUCAAAACGGUCUUUUCUCUGUCUGACUGUGAUGAUAGAUGUUUGCCCACACACCAGCCUUUGGAGUGGAUUUUCCACACACCAGAAGAAGAGAUCAGUCUUGGUCCUGCCUGCUGGUUAUGGGACUACUUAAGGAGGAGCGGACAGGCCGGUUUUCUUCUUCCUCUCAGCGGAGGUGUGGACAGUUCAUCCAGUGCCUGCAUUGUGUACUCCAUGUGUGUGCAAAUCUGUCAGGCUGUUGAACAUGGCAAUCGUCAGGUUUUAGAGGAUGUUCAGCGGGUGGUCGGAGAUUCGUCCUACAGGCCUCAGGACCCGCGAGAGCUGUGUGGACGCCUCUUUACCACAUGCUACAUGGCUAGUGAAAACUCUUCUGAAGACACCAGAAACAGAGCCAAAGAUCUCGCUGCUCAGAUCGGCAGCAAUCACCUGAACAUCAAUAUUGACAUGGCAGUAAAAGGCAUGCUGGGAAUCUUUUCUAUGGUCACAGGGAAGUGGCCUCAGUUCUGUGCAAAUGGAGGAAGUGCCAGAGAGAACCUGGCACUUCAGAACGUCCAGGCUCGUAUCAGAAUGGUUUUGGCCUACCUUUUUGCACAGCUCUGUCUGUGGGCUCAGGGAAAACCUGGUGGUCUUUUAGUUCUUGGAUCAGCCAAUGUGGAUGAGAGUUUGACUGGAUACUUCACCAAAUACGACUGCUCCAGCGCUGAUAUCAAUCCCAUUGGAGGAGUGAGUAAGACAGACCUGAAGGGCUUUCUGGAGUAUUGUGUAAAACGCCUUCAGCUCACCUCACUUGUAGGCAUUUUAGAAGCUCCACCGACUGCAGAGCUGGAGCCACUGACUGAUGGCAAAGUGGUCCAAACUGAUGAGGCUGACAUGGGAAUGACCUAUUCAGAGCUGUCUGUGAUCGGCAGACUCAGGAAGAUCUCCAAGUGUGGCCCGUAUAGCAUGUUUUGCAAGCUCAUUAGUUCAUGGAAAGAGACCUUCUCUCCCUCAGAGGUGGCCGCGAAAGUGAAACAUUUCUUUAGGAUGUACUCAAUAAACAGACAUAAGAUGACAACGGUAACACCCUCUUAUCAUGCUGAAAGCUACGGUCCGGAUGACAACCGCUUUGACCUCCGUCCUUUCCUUUACAACACGCGGUGGAGCUGGCAAUUCCGCUGCAUCGACAAUGAGGUAGCUAAGAUGGAGUGAUAUGGAGGAUCUACACAUGUAAAAGCUAUCAGAAUCCACUUAUCCUCGGUCCAAUGAUUAAUCUCAGCCACUGAUGUGAUUGUGGACACUUGCUUCUCUACAUUCUUUCAGUCAGACUGUAAACGCACUGUAUCUUGCUCUGAAACAUCAAUAGAUUGUUCUACUUAGGAUGUGUAAAUCCUAAUGUCUUUAGCUACAGUAUGUAUGUCGAAUUACAAUGCAAUUAUUAAUAUAGUAUUUGAUAAUGAUGGUUGUUUAAAAAUAAAUAGAAGUGAAAAUGUUACUGUAACAACAUUUUCCUUGUGCAAUUUGCCAAUAAACAACAUCAGAUCAGCUGAAUCUCUUUUAUCAA
This is a messenger RNA of Danio aesculapii, 2536 nucleotides long. RefSeq names its product NAD synthetase 1 (gene nadsyn1). Gene Ontology annotation, molecular function: glutaminase activity; NAD+ synthase (glutamine-hydrolyzing) activity; ATP binding. NCBI's taxonomy places the organism in Eukaryota, Metazoa, Chordata, Actinopteri, Cypriniformes, Danionidae. The transcript is spliced from 21 exons. The record is from RefSeq and is a predicted model, not a curated record. The coding region runs from base 100 to 2184 and encodes 694 amino acids. Gene Ontology annotation, cellular component: cytoplasm. Gene Ontology annotation, biological process: NAD+ biosynthetic process.